Messenger RNA from Achroia grisella, 2525 nucleotides. Its product is annotated as organic cation transporter protein. Gene Ontology annotation, molecular function: transmembrane transporter activity. NCBI's taxonomy places the organism in Eukaryota, Metazoa, Arthropoda, Insecta, Lepidoptera, Pyralidae. The transcript has 3 exons. The record is from RefSeq and is a predicted model, not a curated record. Bases 195 to 1856 code for a protein of 553 amino acids. Gene Ontology annotation, cellular component: membrane. Gene Ontology annotation, biological process: transmembrane transport.
UUCGCGCGAUUGCGGUAACUGAGUGUAGUGUGAGCGCCAUUCGAUCGUCCGUCGGCAGCCCGGCUCGCACGUCUGUCGCAGUCGGCUCGAUAAACGCUGCCGCGUUAUCACCACUCUACCAUCAAUGGUGUUUGUGAAUAUCAUUACAGAACUUCGGCAACAGAACCAGUACCGGACGUAACCUCGCCAUCAGAAUGGAUAAAGAUCACGCAUUAGAGGAAAUGAUGGGGAAGUUGGGAGAUUUUGGGCGGUAUCAAUGCUUCCAGUUUAGUCUGCAUAUACUCGCCGCAUUGACUGCUGGCAUGCAUAUGCUCUCCUUGGUAACAGUUGCUGCCGUACCGGAACAUAGGUGCUGGAUUGACGGAGUAGAUACACAAGGCUCAACAGCAGCUUGGAAUUCAACGGAAAUUUUAGCAGCGAUACCACAGUCACCAACCGGUGCCUUAUCUAAUUGUUACAUAUAUGAAAACAAUGAAACCACAGCCUGUUCUAAAUGGGUUUAUGAUACAAAAUACAGAUCUUCAUCUCGUGCUAUGGAAUGGAAUUUAGUUUGCGAUAAGAGAUGGAUGGGAGCACUAGCACAGACAGUUUAUAUGUUGGGAGUAUUUACUGGAGCAGUAGUGUUAGGAGGAAUGGCUGACAAAUAUGGAAGAAAAAAAAUAUUUUGUUGGUCGGCUGUAUUGCAAUUAAUUUUUGGUGUAAUCGUGGCCUUUAUACCGGAAUAUUGGACCUUUUUGGUGAUAAGAUUUUUAUACGGAAUAUUUGGGUCAGCCGGUUCAUAUAUCACUGGCUUUGUAUUAACUAUGGAAAUUGUUGGACCUAGUAAAAGAACUGUAUGUGGAGUAGCAUUUCAAGGGUUUUUUGCCGGUGGUAUAAUAUUGGUUGCGGGAUGGGGUGCUCUUAUAGACAAUAGACAAGUACUGCAAGUUAUAUAUGGAUUACAUAGCCUUCUUCUAAUUCCACAUAUUUGGAUUAUGGAUGAAUCGCCACGUUGGCUAUGGGCUCAAGGUCGAGUAAAGGAAUCCGUAGAUAUUGUUGAAAAGGCUUUGAAAUGUAAUAGAUCUGAACACAUUUUAGACAGAGCUGAUUUAGUAUCGAGAGGAAAAGUUGAAGUAUCUAAAGGGACUGACGAUACUUCUAAAGCUGGUACGAUGGAUCUGUUUAAAACACCUAAUUUAAGAAAAAAGACGUUGAACGUGUGCUUUUCUUGGUUUGCUAAUUCCAUUGCCUACUAUGGUCUUACAUUAAGCACGGGUAAGCUGGAGGGAAACCCUUAUCUGAUCAUCGCUAUUAUGGGUUUCGUAGAAUUUCCAAGUUACGCCGCAGUUAUGUAUUUUCUUGACGUAUGGGGUCGUCGACCUUUGAUCAGCUCAAUGAUGUUGGUAGGGGGCACUGCGUGUGUAGUUGCAACUUUUCUUCCAGCUGGUAGCACAAUAUCAACGGGAAUUGUGAUUGCAGGAAAAUUAUUUAUAGCUGGAUCGUUUGCUAUAAUCUAUAAUUACUCAGCAGAAUUAUUUCCUACAGUUGUACGUAAUUCUGCUAUGGGCCUCGGGUCUAUGUGCGCCAGAUUAUCAGGUGCAUUAACACCUUUGAUUUCUUUACUAGAUUCGUUUAAUCCUAAAAUUCCGGCAGUAAUAUUUGGAAUUGUAGCACUAAUUUCUGGAUUCUUAUGUUUGUUUUUACCAGAAACUAUGGAUCAACCCAUGCCUCAGACAUUAGCUGAUGGUGAAAACUUCGGGAAAGGAGAUACAUGUUUUAGUAGUUGCACCGGCAAAAAAAGAAAUAAAACUUACACUGAAGAAGAUAAAAACGCUGAAUUAAUGGUUCCAUUAGAAGAUAUGAGUAAAAAAGUUUGAAAGAUGUGUUUACAAUUAUUUGGAACUAUACUAAUUGUAGUAAAUAGGUACCUAUGAAUAGGUAUGCCUUAGUAGAGAAAUUAAUCUAUAAAGACAAAAUAGUAUUAUAUAAAUAGGAAGGUACUUUACAUUAGAUAUUGACAUUAAAAUUGACGCUCUGUGGUCUUCAACAUAAGGUCGAGAUAUACAGAACUAUCUGUAACAAAAGAACCACCACAUAUUUCAAUUGUCGAAUCCCAAUUAAGUCAAGAAUGUAUCGGUUACAUAGUGAUUUAAUGUAUACAAAUAUUCUUGUGAUGUUUCUGAAAUGUUGUUUUGAACUACUUGUAUAAUCAUAUCUAGUAGAUAUAAAUGAUGUCAAUAUUUGAAUCAAAUAUCUAUGUAUUGUAUUUACCAAUGGUUCAAUAAUAUUUACGUUCAGUGUAUAACAAGUUGUAAAGUUAUGUUACUUAGUUAAGUGCCUCAUAAAGAGGUUAGGAUUUAAUUCUGGCAAGUUCCUACCAAAAUAAUACUAGUGGGUAAUUGUAUUUACCUACUGGACAAAACAAAGUGCUUUAUAAAUUGUGAUUCAAAAUUAGAGUAUUCUGUUAGUUUAUACAAAUAUAUUCUGUAAAUAUGUGCUUAUUAAGGAAUAUUAAAAUUGACAAGAACAUGUUCAUUAUUAUGAAA